UUCAAAAUUCAGAGACUGGUUUUGUAAUAUGCAUAACAGAACCAACCAACUUGAUUCUCUUUGUUGUGUAGUCUUCAUCUUGAUCAGCUGUUUUGCAUACAGGAACCAAGUUUGAAGUUAGAUAAACCUGCUUGCAAUACAAUAAUAAUAGAGUAACAUAAAUGAUUGUUUUAUGUCUGUAUUGUGUCUAAGUGUUACAAAAUGGAUAUAAAGAGAAGAACUUUGUUAAUUAUGGAAAUGGCAAAAGUUCAAACCCCUGAUUCUUCUGAACCAGAUCAUGAGCCUACGUUAUUGGAAACUGAUCAGGAGUCGACAAAUAUACAACAAGAGCAUAGCUAUGUCUGCAAUGAUAGUCCUAUAUCACAUAAACCUACACAGAAUGAAGGAGAAAACGGUGUAGAUCUCAAUGAAAUGUUGGAAAAUAACAUGCCUGAUUUGGAUACAAGCUACCUGGAUAUUUCAAAAAUGGAAAUUGUGUACGACUUUCCAAAUAUUUCAUUUGAUACCAGCAAAUCACAAGAACCUAGUCUAACAGAUUCAAUAUUAGAUGAUGGUGAUAGUGUUUCAAUUAUCUGGUGCUAUUGA
This is a messenger RNA of Homalodisca vitripennis (glassy-winged sharpshooter), 585 nucleotides long. RefSeq lists its product as uncharacterized. Bases 202 to 585 code for a protein of 127 amino acids. NCBI's taxonomy places the organism in Eukaryota, Metazoa, Arthropoda, Insecta, Hemiptera, Cicadellidae. The record is from RefSeq and is a predicted model, not a curated record. The transcript is spliced from 3 exons.